UCUCCAGGGACGGGGACCUUCGGGCGCGUGCACUUGGUGAAGGAGAAGGCUGCUAAGAACUACUUUGCCCUCAAGGUCAUGAGCAUCCCCGAGGUCAUCCGCUUGAAGCAGGAGCAGCAUGUUCACAAUGAGAAGUCGGUCCUCAUGGAGGUCAACCACCCCUUCCUCGUCAAGCUGUUCUGGACGAGCCACGACGACCGCUUCCUCUACAUGCUGAUGGAGUACGUGCCCGGCGGCGAGCUCUUCGGCUACCUGCGCAACCGCGGCCGCUUCCCCUGCAGCACGGGGCUCUUCUACGCCACCGAGAUCGUGUGCGCCAUUGAGUACCUGCACUGCAGGGACAUCCUCUACAGGGACCUGAAGCCGGAGAACAUACUCUUGGAUCAGGACGGCCACAUCAAGCUCACGGACUUCGGGUUCGCCAAGAAGCUAGUGGACAGGACGUGGACCCUCUGCGGGACCCCUGAAUACCUCGCCCCUGAAAUCAUCCAGAGCAAAGGCCACGGGCGGGCCGUGGACUGGUGGGCGCUGGGCAUCCUCAUCUUCGAAAUGGUGGCAGGGUUCCCCCCGUUUUUUGAUGACAACCCAUUUGGCAUCUACCAGAAAAUUCUCGCAGGGAGGAUAGAUUUCCCGAGGUAUUUGGAUUUCAGCACAAAAGACCUCAUUAAGAAAUUGCUGGUGGUGGACAGGACCAAGCGCCUGGGCAACAUGAAGAACGGCGCCAAUGACGUCAAGCAGCACCGGUGGUUCCGCACUGUGGACUGGGACGCUGUCCCCCAGAGGAAGCUGAAGGUGACCCUCUUUUGAACAUUCCUUACAGAAC
Urocitellus parryii (Arctic ground squirrel) is the source of this 823-nucleotide messenger RNA. The record is from RefSeq and is a predicted model, not a curated record. Lineage: Eukaryota; Metazoa; Chordata; Mammalia; Rodentia; Sciuridae.